This is a messenger RNA of Ochotona princeps (American pika), 1428 nucleotides long. RefSeq names its product transmembrane and immunoglobulin domain containing 1 (gene TMIGD1). Gene Ontology annotation, cellular component: neuron projection. NCBI's taxonomy places the organism in Eukaryota, Metazoa, Chordata, Mammalia, Lagomorpha, Ochotonidae. The transcript has 7 exons. The coding region runs from base 85 to 873 and encodes 262 amino acids. The record is from RefSeq and is a predicted model, not a curated record.
GCUUCAGGACUUCCAGACCGACGAACAGUGGGCCAAGGAACUCAGCUCUUCAGAGCUCUGCAGAUCAAUUUAAAUUCAUUCGAGAUGACUUGGAAGAGCAACGGUCUACUGCAAGUGUGCAGAUUUCUCCUCUUAGUGAUUUUAUUUUUGCCACGUGAGACAAUGAGUUCUGUAUUAACUGUGAAUGGCAACACUGAAGACUACACCCUGGACACUCAGCCUGGUGCCCAAGAGUCUUUGGAAUGUGCUGUCCAAAAUCAUGUUAAGGACGAAGAACUUCUCUGGUACCGAGAUACAGGGAGAGUGAAUUUGCCAUCUGAAAACAAAAUCAACUCUAGCUCUGUAUGUGUCUCUUCCAUCACUGAAAACGACAACGGAGUCAGCUUUACCUGCAGACUGCAAAGCAAUCAAACCACAUCCAUCUCAGUGGUGCUGAAUGUAACUUUUCCUCCUCUCCUAAGUGGAAAUGAAUUCCAAACAGUUGAAGAGAACAGUGAUGUGAACUUGGUUUGUAAUGUGAAAUCCAACCCCCAGGCCCAAAUGAUGUGGUACAAGGAUGACAGCCUCAUUAUUUUAGAGAAAGACCGUCACCAAAUCAAGCAGACGAGUGAAUCUCUGCAGUUAUCCAUCAGCAAAGUCAAGAAAUCUGACAAUGGAACCUACCACUGUGUUGCCAACUCACCUCUCAGAACAGAGACCAAAGAGUUCCACCUGGUCAUUAAAGAUCAGACACUGAAAACACCAAUAGAAGCCAUCAUUGCGGCCUGUGUUGUGGUCUUUCUGACCGUGUGCUUUGGGUUGUUUGCCAGAAGACAGAAGAUGCUGAAGCUCUGCCUAAAGGAGAAAGAUUCUCAUAAGGCAACAGCUCUAUGAGAAGGUUGACAUGUCAACUAAUACAGGAAGACUGUUGCACCAGGACCUCCUCAAUCUGUGCAGUCCCAUCUGUAUUUAUUGCUAUUAUUAAAUUCACUCCUGUCAUUGUCAGAGAUUACCAAGAAGUGUUCCACUAAUCACUCAGCAGUAGUUGUUAUGACUAACUUGGCAUACUCAAGGAACGUUUUUAUGCAGAGAGCUGCUCAGAAUGAAAAGGUUUUGUUACCUCUCUUUCUUGAAGUAUCUAUUAAUGAGUUGAGAUAUAUGCCAAAUAGGUUGGUAGCCAUUUACUAUUUAGUAUGGAUUUCUCUCAGCAGAAAAUUCAGGCAUUUGGGUUUUACUAAUCAGUGCAGUUCUCUCCAGUAAGGGAAGGAGGGGCACAAUCUUUAGUGAUCAAUUUUAAAGCUGCCAAGAAAAGAAAACACACAUCAAUUAUCCUCUAUUUCCACUGUCAUUUCAUAAAAGAAAUGUUCUAAGUCUAAAAAAAGAAGGAAGGAUAGAAACACAGGAUAUAAGAUGCUUCUUUGGAAUAAAUUUGAUGUUAUGAAAAGCUCC